Messenger RNA from Aspergillus terreus NIH2624, 759 nucleotides. RefSeq lists its product as uncharacterized. Bases 1 to 759 code for a protein of 252 amino acids. The transcript is spliced from 3 exons. The record is from RefSeq and is a predicted model, not a curated record. NCBI's taxonomy places the organism in Eukaryota, Fungi, Ascomycota, Eurotiomycetes, Eurotiales, Aspergillaceae.
AUGCGCUUCAUCCAUCUCCUCCCCCUUCUUCCCGCGCUCGCUGCGGCGCAAGAGCAGGUCCCCCUCGCCGAUCGCGUUCAGGGUUGGUUCAACAAGGCCAAGUCCUAUCUGCCGACCGCCACCCCGGUCAUCCCCGCCGUCGAGAAGAUCGUCGAGCCGAAGAAGGUCCUCCAUGAGAAGACCGUCACCCCCUUCAACCUGACCAACUACCAGUCCAUCCUGGAGCCCUCCGCCGAGCCUCAGGACUGGCUGGUAUUUGUUACCGGAGGCAACAAGACGUGUUUCGGACGCUGUGGUCGUGCCGAGAAGUCGUUCAAUGAAUCCGUCCGCCUGUUCUCGGCCGAUCCCACCUCCCCCAACCUCGGCUACCUCAACUGCGAAGACAACCAGGUGCUCUGCUCCGCCUGGUCCGCCGGCGCCCCCGCCGUCUGGUACUUCCAGGUUCCCCAGGCCCAGCCCGACGAGGCGCGUCCCGCGACCGCUCUCCACACCGUCUACAUCAACUCCACCACCGUGACCCCCGAGACCAUCUACAAGGUCCACUCCGAGAAGACCUACGAGCAGAAGCCCGCCUACGAGGGCGCCUUCCACCCCACGGACGGCUUCCUGGCGCAGAACGGCCUCCUCAUCCCUGCCGGCUAUGUCAUCUACGCUUUUGGCGCCAUUCCCAGCUGGGUCUUCAUGAUCGGCAUCAGCUUUUUCAGCCGGACUAUGAUGAGCCGUCGUCUCGGAAACGCCGGAGCCCCUGCUCGUUCGUAA